Strongylus vulgaris is the source of this 339-nucleotide messenger RNA. NCBI's taxonomy places the organism in Eukaryota, Metazoa, Nematoda, Chromadorea, Rhabditida, Strongylidae. The record is from the annotation of a GenBank genome assembly.
AUGCAGGGAGUCGAUCUCUCAGCAAGCGACUACGACAAACGGACUCCACUACAUGUAGCAGCAUGCGAAGGAGACCUUACUAUGCUAAAGUUUCUCGUGAAUGUUGCCAAAGUAGAUAUAACUACCCUAGAUCGAUGGGGACGUUCUGCUUUGGACGAUGCACGUUUCUUCGCGCAUAAAGACUGUGUUCAAUUUCUUGAAAAGGCAUUAUCUAAGCCGGAAGGGCAGCGUUCACAUUCCGUGUCUUCAGCGGAUACGGAGGAAGACGCGUCUACAAAUGAUGGAGAAGAUAGCAUAUCACAACCUACUUUCACAGUUAAUCCGCUGGAAAACAAAUAA